This is a messenger RNA of Trichomonas vaginalis G3, 1815 nucleotides long. RefSeq names its product regulation of choline O-acetyltransferase protein. The record is from RefSeq and is a predicted model, not a curated record. The transcript has a single exon. Gene Ontology annotation, biological process: proteolysis; cell adhesion. Gene Ontology annotation, molecular function: metalloendopeptidase activity. Gene Ontology annotation, cellular component: cytoplasm; membrane. NCBI's taxonomy places the organism in Eukaryota, Parabasalia, Trichomonadida, Trichomonadidae. Bases 1 to 1815 code for a protein of 604 amino acids.
AUGCAUGAUGUGCUGUUCAAAGAUCUUCAGCUUCAAGAAGAAAAUAUUACAUUUAGACAAACUUUGGAUACUGGAAAACAACCAUUACGUGUUUUUUUCGAUUUCAGUAGUUUAUCAUCGGGCAGAGAUCUAAAACAAUGUCAGCAUAUCGGAGAAGAAAUAGAUAAUGGCUACAGCAAAAUAAAAUGCACACAAGCUGAUCUUCUUUCAACAGAUAAAAUUACAGUAAUUAAAGCAACAUUAGAAAACUUACAGCAGCAUCUUUCUGAAUUACUUACAGUUAAUAGAAAAACUUCGCCAUCUGAGAAUUACGAUGUAAAAAUCAAGGUGUAUAUUCGUUCUUAUGGCGAAUCUGACAUUCUUGCAGCAGCUACAGCUACUAAGUAUGAGUCCACAGAAGGAAGACCUGUAGCUGGCGAAAUGUAUAUUAAUUCUAAAGAAAUUCCUCCGAAUAUCUUGUCAAAGGAUAGCCCAGUCAGAUAUUUCUACGAUGUUUUGUUGCAUGAGACAAUCCAUGUUUUAGGAAUCGCAAAUAAUCUUUUUUAUAAGUGGAUUGACCCAGUAACAAAGAAGCGUUAUACCAAAAUGUUUGCAGAAUACGCUGAUCCUAACUACCCAGGCAAGACGUUCAAAGUUUUUCAGACUCCAAACGCUAUUAAAGUUUCCCAACGACGAUUUGCACGCAAAUACUUAGCAAAAGAUAUACCAUUAGGUAUAGAACUUGAAAACCUUGGUGGAUCCGGUACAGCUGGUUCUCAUGUCAAAGGUCGAACAUAUUAUAACGAAAUUAUGGCCGGAAUAUGUCUUCCUCCCCAAAGAAUCUCCGAAAUUACUCUUUCUCUUCUAGAAGACACCGGAUGGUACGAAGCCAACUGGUCAAUGGCCGAACCAUUACCAUGGGGAGAUGGAAAAAGUUUUUCUGACUCCGAAAUCCCUGAUUUUCCAAUAACUCCUCCCGACCAACUCCCUGAUAACUACAUUUGCCCGCAUUACAGGAACAAGGAGUACCUUUGCAACUACGAUUACAGCGGUGUAAGUGAGUGUGGAGUUCCUUUAUAUGUUCCAAACUGCGACAAACAGAAAACAUCUGAUGAAAGAGAGAUUUGCAGGGCAAAGAAAUGGUAUGAUUCGCUCGGAUCUCAUUGGUUCGGUCCUGCAGAUACAUUUGAUUACAUGAAGAUCCUAAAGGCGAGAGAAUGGUUGAUGUGUUCCGAACAAUGGUCAAAAACUUUAGUUGAAGAAUCAAAAAAUUCGAUGAUGACAUUUGGUUCUGAUUCUGUAUGCAGCGAAAUAGUUUUAGACACAAACAGUCAGUUCAAGAAAAUGGCUGGUUGUUAUAGAACUACUUGUCUUUAUAAUAACACUGUUACAAAGAUGACUUUGGCUUCCGGAGAUGAAAUUUAUUGUACUAGAAAAGGUGAAGUGAAAUUCAUUGGAAAUUUGUCAAUAAUUUGUCAAGAUCCUAAGUUGGUUUGCAAGAUGAGGGAUUUCAAUAAAGGAACUGUUGUUUCUCCUAAGGAUUACGUCUAUACACCAACUCCAAUUCCUUCUCCAACUGUUUUUAUUCCAAAUAAUAAUUCUUCACCUCAAAGUGAGGAUCAGGAAGAGGAUGAAGUGAAAAAUGAUGGUCAAACAAAGUAUUACAUAAUAACUAUCAUUGUUUUGUCUUGUAUUAUUUUAAUUCUCACAAUUAUUAGUGUAUUUUUGCUCAUUAAAUGCAAAGCAAAGCCAAUUAAUGAUAAAGACAUAUCUAAUGUAUUGGUUCCAAAGCCAGAUGGAGAAAAACUGGAUGUUGAACCUGAGAUCCAGGUCUAA